CCAUCUGUUAAAGUGUGCUGUAGCUGCAUGCCAGCUUCUUGGAGCUUGUCCAAGCUUUUACGCACAACAGAACAGACAGUAAAACUGCUCCAGGUUAGCAAUAGCUUAAUGAUUUUCCUGGCCAAUAUAAAACUCAGUAACUGAGAGAGUGCUGGAAACUGGACUUUUGCCUUUAUGUAGUCUACCUCACCUUGUUCUUGUCCGUGCAGUGGCUUUGGUGUACAGAAGAAUGUCUGGAAAACUCCAGCAGCUGAAGCAGCAGGUCUGCAGUGCUAUUGAUCAGUCCAAGGAUAAACUCCAUCAGCUAGGUACAGCCAUAUGGCGCUGCCCAGAGCUGGCAUAUGAAGAACGUCAGUCUCAUGACAUAUUGGUGCGCAUUUUCCAAAACAGAUUUUCUUUGUUGCCACCACGUAAUAGCUUAGAAAAUAUCUGGCCAGCGGCCAAACUUAAUUGCCGAACCCCUGUCCUAGACUACUCUGUAUUUAAUUGGCAGGUGACUGUUCUGGGAACUCCAGCAGAAGAGGAUGGAGGGGGGAAGAUUGACCUGCUGAGGGAGGGGGCCUUCGAGGGCCUGGAUGUCGUGUUAAUGGCCCAUCCCUCUCAGGAGGAUACUACUUAUAUUCCAGACGUGGCUGAACAUGAUGUGGUGGUGAAGUACCAUGGGCGUGCAUCUCAUGCGUCUGCAUACCCCUGGGAAGGUGUAAAUGCUUUGGACGCAGCUGUGAUGGCUUACAGCAGCCUUUCUGUACUCCGACAGCAGCUCCGGCCUGACUGGAGGAUCCACGGUAUCAUAAAGCACGGAGGAGUGAAGCCCAACAUUAUCCCUGAUUACACUGAGCUGGAGUAUUAUUUACGCACCCCCUCCCACCGGGACCUGGCCACUAUCAGAGCCAAGGCGGAGGCCUGCUUCAGAGCUGCUGCCAUGGCAACAGGCUGUGAGGUUGAGGUCCUGUUUGCAAAGAACGAGUUUUAUGAAAUCCUGAGGAACCGCACACUGGAAGACCUGUAUGAAGAAAAUGGAAAAGCCUUAGGCAUGAAGUUUAUCACAGACGACUCCUCUGGCUCUACAGAUUUUGGGAACGUGACUCACUCUGCUCCUGGAAUUCACCCAUAUUUCUACAUUGGCUCAGAUGCACUGAAUCAUACUGAGGAAUACACAGCUGCUUCAGGUGCAGAUGAAGCUCUGUUCUUCACCCUCCGUGCUGCCAAAGCACUGGCAAUGACAGCAGUGGAUGUGCUCUUCAGCCCGAGUGUCCUAGAGAGGGUUAAGCAGGAGUUCACAGAGGCUAAACUCAAUGAAGAAAGAGGCCUGAGGAACACGCCCACCAAGGAGGACCAAGUAGAAUCAUCAAACACCCACACUCAAUAAAGUUCAGGAAAGAAA
This is a messenger RNA of Astyanax mexicanus (Mexican tetra), 1384 nucleotides long. RefSeq names its product xaa-Arg dipeptidase. The record is from RefSeq and is a predicted model, not a curated record. The transcript is spliced from 7 exons. Bases 230 to 1369 code for a protein of 379 amino acids. Gene Ontology annotation, molecular function: dipeptidase activity. Lineage: Eukaryota; Metazoa; Chordata; Actinopteri; Characiformes; Acestrorhamphidae.